Poeciliopsis prolifica (blackstripe livebearer) is the source of this 2497-nucleotide messenger RNA. RefSeq names its product guanine nucleotide binding protein (G protein), beta 5b (gene gnb5b). Gene Ontology annotation, biological process: G protein-coupled receptor signaling pathway; G protein-coupled dopamine receptor signaling pathway. The transcript is spliced from 13 exons. Gene Ontology annotation, cellular component: heterotrimeric G-protein complex; cytoplasm. Bases 139 to 1326 code for a protein of 395 amino acids. NCBI's taxonomy places the organism in Eukaryota, Metazoa, Chordata, Actinopteri, Cyprinodontiformes, Poeciliidae. Gene Ontology annotation, molecular function: protein binding; signaling receptor complex adaptor activity. The record is from RefSeq and is a predicted model, not a curated record.
UUCCUAAGAGGCUUACUGCGUCCCCUCUGUCCCUCGCUGAUCCGUCACUGGAACGACUCACUUCUACCGGGACAGGUACCUGCUGGGUGACGGGAAACGGUCUCUUCUGUGUAGGCGUGUCGCUGAUCCUCUGCAGCCAUGUGUGACCAGACGUUCAUGGCGGCCACCUUCGGCCCAUGUGACAACUGCAGCAAGGCCAGUCCGCUGAUGAACAUCUACAUCAAGACCGAGGCCAUCAACUACUGCUCCUUCUGCGUGGAAAUGAUGGCGUGCCAGGGGCUCCAGAAAGGGGAGACCCUGGCAUCACUGAAGAAAGAGAGCGAGAACCUGAAGAAGAAGCUGGAGGAGGAGCGCGGCAAGCUGAACGAUGUGGAGCUGCAUCAGGUGGCUGAGAAGGUGGAGGCGGUGGCCGCUCUGUCCUUGAAGACCAGGCGUGUCCUGAAAGGCCAUGGCAACAAGGUUCUGUGUAUGGACUGGUGUAAGGACAAACGUCGCCUGGUCAGCUCUGCACAGGACGGAAAAGUGAUUGUCUGGGAUGCGUUUACUCUUAAUAAGGAGCAUGGGAUAACCCUGCCGUGCACAUGGGUGAUGGCAUGUGCAUACGCUCCCUCCGGUUGUGCUGUGGCAUGUGGGGGCCUGGAUAACAAAUGCUCUGUGGUCCCGCUGUCGCUGGACAGAAACGAGAACCUGGCAGCAAAGAAGAAGUCGGUCGCCAUGCACACCAACUAUGUAUCAGGAUGCUCCUUCACCAACUCGGACAUGCAGCUGCUGACCUCCAGCGGGGAUGGAACAUGUGCAUUGUGGGACGUGGAGAGUGGGCAGCUGCUGCAGAGUUUCCACGGUCACACGGCGGACGUCUUGUCGCUGGACCUCGCUCCGUCCGAGACCGGAAACACGUUUGUGUCCGGGGGCUGCGAUAUGAAGGCCAACGUGUGGGACAUGCGCUCGGGACAGAACAUUCAGUCUUUUGAAAGCCACGAGUCGGAUAUCAACUGUGUGAAGUACUACCCCAGCGGAGACGCGUUUGCUUCUGCGUCAGACGACGCCACGUGCCGUUUCUAUGACCUGCGGGCGGACCGCGAAGUCGCCGUCUACCAGAAGGACAGCAUCAUAUUUGGCGCCUCCUCUGUGGACUUCUCUCUGAGUGGCCGUCUGCUGUUCUCUGGGUACAACGACUACACCAUAAACAUCUGGGACGUUUUGAAGGGGACUCGCGUCUCCAUCCUGUUUGGCCACGAAAACCGCAUCAGCAGAGUCCGAGUGUCGCCUGAUGGCACGGCGCUCUGCUCAGCCUCCUGGGACAACAGCCUACGGAUUUGGGCCUAGCGUCGUCUCAGCGGUUCAGUCCAAGUAAACAACACGAAGAUUAUCGCUCCUGCCGGAUACCAGUCCCUCUUUCUCGAGCCAAAACUUCGGCUUCACUCUGAAGUUCGACCGCUUCCAAAUGUGAUGAUGCAUCAGUUCCUUGUUAGCGCGCAAAUUUAAACAGCUUGUUAGCGACACAUCUGAACGCUGCGCCUGGUAAAUGGACUUGGACCCCUUGAAUAUUUUCAGAUUUUGUCAAGUUACAGUCACGGCUUUUCCAUGAAUUAUAUUGCACUUUUAGGCGAAGGGCCAGUUUUUCUGAUUGAAAAAAAAAGACCUUAGGAUGCCACCAUGUUUCAGACUUUUCACCAAACCACGUCUCCCUUUUCUUUCUAUACUUACUUUAGUUAAAUACAUUCAGGUUUGUGAUCGUAAUGUGACAAAUGUCUAACUAACUAAUCUGUUGGCCUACUGGUAAUAAAAUUUACCAUAGAAAUCAUAUUGACCAACAAAAAUAAAAACAAUGGAAAAAGCAUAUUUCUGCAAUGAACAGAUAAAAGUAGUACUAAUAACUGUGUAAGAACAAUAUAUUGGUCAUUAUUGUCAUCAUUUAACUUUCUUUAUUUGGCUUGUGAACUGCAGUCAGAUUCAUUUUAGUGGGUUUGUAAGCGCAGCUAUAAUAUAACGGCACCUUAUGGAAUAAAGUUAGUUACCAGUACUAUUAUGAUUUUAUUUAAAGGCGUAUUAACUAUUUUGAUCACUUAUUUUCCCAUAAAAAAAUAGAAACAGUUGUGGAGUCUUCGUUCCUUCCUUUUUUUUAUUAUAACCAAACAACGACAGCAUUUCACUAGUGACAAAAAAAACUAUGCACAAAAUUCAAUCCCUACCAAAAAUGACAGGUGGUUAUAAUUAUCCAAAGACAUGGUGAGUCGCAUUAAAAUCUAGACCUGCACUGUCAGGUCAAUCUGAGAGCGCAGAGAAAUUAAUUUCCAAACCAGGGCACACAUCUGUUCCCUCGGCAAAGUUUCACCUGAAAACCUAGGACAGAAAUUCGUUGUGUCAACACAAAUGGCAGCCAUGGGAAGGGAAUCCAGGUCACCCUGGAUGACUGGCAACCAGUUAAUAGCAGAAGAUUUACUCUCUCUACAUCACGCCAUGUUGUUUUCUCACCAAAUAAAUCUGGUCACCAUGA